CUAACAUAUCAUUACUGUUCUAUUGAAACUUUCUUUGCGUAAUUUCAGAUGAACAUUUUUUAAUUUUAACGUAGUAAAUGUUGAGUACCAGACGAUUUUUUCACUUCAGCUCUCGCCACGGACUGGGACUGUCCGUCUCCCGAGCCGUGCCCUGCAGGACCGGCCAUCUCUCACUCCAGUUCAGUAGCUCAUCCCGAAGAACCACAAAGUUUUGAUGGAAUCAAAACGCCCUCUGAGCGUUACUAUACAAGAUCUCAGCAAAAAUCCUCUGAUACUGAAUUCCCACAAACAUUCAACGAUGAUUAUAGACGGCGCACCGUGAGCGGGCCCGACAAGGCUUCGAGUUUUUCAACUUGGAGAGUAGUCGAUAAAGGAGAGAUCUGUACCUCGGGGGUGGAACACACUGCUGAUCAAUUAACUUCAACUGAAUGCAGUACCAGUAUGCACAUUGGAGGUAAGACCGCCUCUGUUCAGGACACUGCAGUGAUAGUUCACCAACAGUUGCAAACAAAAACAACUUUUACUCAUGAGCCUGCUUGUAACUUGCCUUUAUCAAGACCUAAGGGAAAUUCAUCAUCAGACAUGGAUAACUCACAGGAAGAUGCUUGUCAAGCUUCAUCCCUUGAAUUGCCAUCCAUCCCUCGAGUAGGUGAGGUCCAGGUCGAAACUGACUUGCGUAAUCUGAGUUCAGAAUAUAAAACCUCUCCCGCUCGUCAACAUCGCACUUCCACUUUGUCCGACCUCAUCUACUUAAACAAACUAAAAGUUUCAGUGAAAAAAUCCUAUCCGGUGAUACAUCAAUCAGGUUCAAAACUGAAACCAGAGUUAUAUUUGGCUCCUGCCGUGAACGAGAUGUCUGAAAUUGAGGGAUCAGUACAAGAUUCACCUUCCAAACCACUGGCGUCGUCUCCAGGAGGACGUUUUGAACUGGGAUUUAACGAUAAAAAAUCAGCCAAAAAUUGCGUGGCGACGAACGCUGAUGUUGACGUCACGAGUAACGUUCGUCGCGAGUUCCUGGUGGUCAACACCGUGAACCUGGGCGCGUCGAGCAGCACCGGAGAAGCCGCAGGAGCGACUCCAAGGAAUCGUAGGAGCCCUGCUGGCGUGGACCACUUCUACCUCAGGGGAGCCAACAAAAAGAUCACCAGGCCUGAUCUCCAGAGGUCGCCCAAAGCGUUCGUGCGCUACAGCCGCGCCGUCCGGCCUGAUGUUGCUGCUCAGUUCCCGGAUCAACCGUCAUCUGCUGUUUCUGCUCGCAUUGUGCACACGUGGAGGAAGAUGACGGCCGAAGAGCAAGCGACGUGGUCGCGACAGGCGCUGGACGUGGGCAAGGCGCGCGAGCGCCGACGCCCCGACCGCCAGUCCCAGCCGCUGGUCAAGCGCCGCCCACGGCAGCUCCAGCGCGGCGACAGCCCUAACAAAAUUUAGAGUCGCCCCAGCUUCUGGUAAUCCAAAUCAGAAGCUGCCGCGUCUGUAAAUUUUCACUGGGAAAAAGCGCUCGUCCGCGCUGCCCAGCGAUUAAUGUAGCUUCUAGAUCUCGUAUUAAUUGUUAGUGUGAUCAUCCUAAGCUCUGUUAUGAUAAGUUGAAGGCGCAUAAUUUAAUAAAUGACCCCAGUUAAGAGAUUUUGAAUGCGAAUGAUAGCUGAAAGCCGUGUCAGAAUGUCCUCAACAAUGAAUGACACUCCUUCCACUCUCUAGGGUAUAACCAAUACACGAGUAAACUAUUGUAUGGUACUGGUCUUGCUGCUAUUUGCUCAUAAACUAGAAAACAAAGUCACAAUUACUCUUUAACAAUUUCUGCUUUAAAAAAACGCUAUCUGAAUUCGGGUAUUCGUUCAUUCUGAUAGUAAAGUUUGAAUCAUUAUCAUUUUUGGAACUAUGUCUUACUUGUAAAUUCGUACGUGGGAUAAUUAGUUUAAUUCGUAGUAUUUAUCACAUGCAAUUUCUUUAAAUAGGGCAGUUUUCCCGCAAGACUUCAUUUCUAUUUCGAGCAUCUGCUACAAUCGUACUUUUUGCUCCUGCAAAACUCCCCCAGCAAUAAUUCAGAUAAACUUUUGUAAGUCUUCGCCGCCGGGACCGUUUGAGUGUGGGGAAGAUAACGAUGAAUAACAGUUUUGUUUUUACAUGAUUAAAUAUUUUUAAGGAAAUUGUUCUAAGUUAACUUUAUAAUACAAGUGUCAAUCAAGAAAGUUUGCAUCAUUAAACAUAAAGUUAGCGCGCUUUCGAAGAGAAUAUACUCGAACAUAAAUGCAUUGCCUUGUUUGACAUCAUCUGAUUGUAUGAAGCAAUAU
Hyalella azteca is the source of this 2291-nucleotide messenger RNA. RefSeq lists its product as uncharacterized. NCBI's taxonomy places the organism in Eukaryota, Metazoa, Arthropoda, Malacostraca, Amphipoda, Hyalellidae. The transcript has 3 exons. The coding region runs from base 442 to 1428 and encodes 328 amino acids. The record is from RefSeq and is a predicted model, not a curated record.